Plodia interpunctella (Indianmeal moth) is the source of this 2977-nucleotide messenger RNA. RefSeq names its product Ral interacting protein (gene Rlip). Gene Ontology annotation, biological process: small GTPase-mediated signal transduction. The coding region runs from base 87 to 2153 and encodes 688 amino acids. Gene Ontology annotation, molecular function: GTPase activator activity; small GTPase binding. Lineage: Eukaryota; Metazoa; Arthropoda; Insecta; Lepidoptera; Pyralidae. The record is from RefSeq and is a predicted model, not a curated record. The transcript has 11 exons.
CACGGCAAAUCUGCUUUUGUGUUUUAGUUUUGAGAUCUUUUAGGUACCUGAGAUAUCUAAUUAAAAAUAAUAAUUAAUCCCUAGAAAUGGAUUUUGAAAGCCCUGACGUGGAAAAGGAUUUUCCGGGUCUAUAUGCUUCUGAAGCGGGCAGGAAAAGUAACGAAAGUGACUUCAGUGAUGCAGGAGAACAUGAGAAACCAAGCAAGAAAGACUUGCUUGGUCGUCGGAAAGACAAGAAGGAGUCCAAAAAAGACAGAGGGUAUGCAGCUUUGGAGGGAGAGAGCUCGCCUGAAGAGGACACUGAUACAAAGAGUCCCUCAAAAUCUAAGAAAACAAAAUCAUUCAAAUUCCCUACAAAGAGUAACAAAGAAAAAAGAGAAAAAUCAAGAGAUAAAGAAAAAGUUUUAGAGGAAGCUAGCAAACACAAGGAGCUACAUGAAAAAGAGAAAAAAAAGGAGAAAGAGAAAGAGAAGGAACGUGAGAAAGAGAAAAAAGAAAAGGAAAAGAAAGAAAAAGAGAAAAAGGAGAAGAUGAAGGAAAAAGAUAAGGAAAAGGAAGAAAAAGCAAAAUUCAAGCUGGAAUCAAAGGAAAAACUGAAGGAUGAGAAGAAAGAAAAGACAAAAGAGAAAGAUAAAGAAAAGGUGAAGGAAAAAGAAAAGGACAAAGUGAAAGAGAAGGACAAAGAUAAGAAGGACAAGAAACUGACUAAAGUCCCGUCGACGGUUACAUCUGGUGUGCCUUUUGAGGAGAUAUUUACCUUGGGAGUUGCACUUCCAAUUUUCGGCGUACCUCUGCAGCAGUCAGUAGAACGCUCGAGAUGCCACGACGACACGGGUCUGCCCCUCGUAGUUCGAGACAGCAUCGACUUCUUACAGGCCCACGGAAUAAAAUCCACUCAGAUCUACCGUUCCGAUGCGGACAAGAUAAAGUUGCAACAGCUUAGAAAACUGUACACUGACCGCGGGCCCACGUUCCCUUACCAUUGGGACGUGCCAGUCGCCUGCGCUAUGCUCAAGACUUUCAUCAGUGAGCUCCCCGAGUCGAUCCUAACGCAAGAGCUACACGGUCAGUUCGAGCAAUCGACGGCGAUGGCUGAGCCGCAGCGGCAGCAGAGCGUGCGGGCUCUAGUGGACAAGCUGCCCGGCUGCAGCCGCAGCGUGCUGGGCUGGCUUGCCACACACUUCCAGAGUGUCGUCGCUAAUGAACAGGUGAACCACGUGAAUAUUCAGACGAUUUGCGGCGUGAUGGGAGCAGCUCUGAACAUGUCCCCGAGUCUGCUGUCCUACUUCAUCACCAAGGCCGAUGUGCUGUUCCCUGAAGUCCGUCUUACCAAAUACGUACCACCUCUACAAUCGCUGCCGACGGAGUUCCCGGACGCGGCGCCGGAGCUGAGCGCGGAGCUCCGCAAGCAGGAGUCGCUGCUGAGCCAGCUCCACGCUGAGAUGCAUGCGGGCUUCAUCACCGCCGUCCGCGACCACCAGCUGUGGGAGGCUCAGAGGAUUGUCACACAGCUCAAGAGGAGACUCCGCGCGGUGCAGAAGUCAGUGGAGCCGCCGGCCGCCGAGUCUCAGCCAACAAAACCACCGCCACAGUCAUCAAUCGAAGAUAAAACGGAACCAGUACGACGUAAUUCGCAACAGACAGACACACAAACGCAAGAAGAAGCUACAAGCGUAAAAACUACACCCGAUGCAUUUCAAGACAUAGUAGACUCCCCCAAACAAGACCCUACUUUUGAAGCUGAAUUUGAAGACAAUUUCGACUUCACAGAAACGAAAGCCAACGAACCAGAAAUAGUCGAAAAACCAAUUCUAUCCGAAAAAGAAAUGAAACUACUAAGACUACAAUUAGAAAACGCUGAAUAUUUGCAAUUAAAAUCUUUGUUGCAAGCGAAAAUCAACUCGGAACAGUUCGAGAUAGUUAAGCUUAGGAGUCAUGUUGCUUUGAAGAGUAAACAAGAGGGGAUUAUUAAUAAGGAGAAUAAAGAAAAUUAUAGUUCUGAAGAACAGGAGUUGAGGCAAAGACUGAUGAAAGAGAAUGCGUUGUUAGAACAAAAAAGAUUAGGUUUAAUAAAUCAAAUAUUCCAAGAGAGAGUCGCGUGUGUUCAAUUGAAGAUAGAAUUGGCUAUGAAAGAGGUACUUUCGAAGUCUUAAACUUUUUUAUUUUGUUAUUAUGGAACACGUAAAGACAAAGUCGUAAUGUGAAGUUUUGACGGCAAACGUUAGUCAUGAUUUAGACUAUACGAUUAUGCUUAUGCUUCUAGACAAGUUAAUGUAUGCCCAUAGGAGCAAAAAUCUCGUAUUGCAGAGAGUCCUCUGAUAAACAGCAGAGGUAUAUUAAUAUUCCUUAUUACCAUUUGUGUACGGAAUCCUAAUAUUGAGUUAUAAUAUCUAGCAACAUACUGUGGCGAAGCCUGUGAAGAAUUUACAAUUUUUGAUAAAUUAUAACGUAUAUAUAAUUCUUAUAACUUUUGCAGACAAGAAUUUUAAAAUUUCAAAAUCAAAGUGAUUAUGAAAUAAUUUUAAAAUCAAAAUGAAUAUAAUAAUAAUAAAAUCAGUUUUCCAUUAUUAUUGAAAAUUCUUUUUUCUACUGAUAAAUACGUAAUCGUUUUGUGAGGUACAUAUUCUGUAUAUGCCAUUAUUGUAACCUCUAUUAUACAAGAAGGGCAGUAGGGGUUUGCAUUUUUCUUUUCUGUAAAAACUCAAUAACAUACCUAUUUAGAUUGUUUCCAACUUAGAGUGAUAAACUUCAAAUUUAUAUGAAAUGCGAUUAGGUGACAUGAUAUACAUUUACAUAAGACAUGACGUGUAUUCUUAUUAGAUAACGAUAAAAUAAUCAUUUUUCCGAUAAGUUAUAAAAUAGUUUUACUAAGCUCCAUUUGACUUAAAUAAUUUAUUACUGUUAUAUUAUUGUAUUAUAAUAUGUUACUGUAAUCUCAGCUAUUGUAUAAAAUAUAAUAAACAACUUUGGAUACAUA